Messenger RNA from Lonchura striata (white-rumped munia), 2018 nucleotides. Its product is annotated as attractin like homolog atrn-1. Gene Ontology annotation, molecular function: protein binding; chromatin binding. Gene Ontology annotation, cellular component: Golgi apparatus; cytoplasm. The record is from RefSeq and is a predicted model, not a curated record. Lineage: Eukaryota; Metazoa; Chordata; Aves; Passeriformes; Estrildidae.
AAUCUGGUCUAAUGCUGGGGCGGGUUUUGGGUGUGCUUUGUAAAAUAAUCUGUGUUUUGAAGAGGAUUAAUAGAAGAAUGUUUUUCUGAUAUUUACGUCUUCACAGAACACAGUGACAUCUUGUGGCAUGGGAAGGGCUGGUGUCUUUUUUUUCCAAAUGCAUCCUCAUUUUAGCAGGUUUAUAGAUAAAAGUCUAAACAAAUUCUGGACAACUGCUAAUGCAUUACUUCCAUCUGUAAUAUUCACUCUUUCCAAAGUUUUUUUUUAGUACAGGUUUGUCUAAAGUACUCUUUUAAAAAGACCGAGCUUUGGUAUUGUAAAUGUAGUGUGUUGGAGCUUCACUGAUUGCAGUUCACCGAUAUUCCUUGGAAAACUUUCAGCUCCAGGAAUGCUCCUGUUCCAGCCUCACUGGUACAAGAAUCUGAGUCAGCAUUUCAGGUGCUUUACUCAAGUUAGUGUGUUAUCACAAAUGGACAGUUAUCCAAUGUUGCUUUUGAGGGGAUUGAAAAGAAAACACAGUAACAUUUUAUCAUAAAUUGGAGACUUCCUUUUUUUCCUUUUUUGUCUUUUUGCAGCUCAAACAGGGUUUAGCCCUGUCCCUGAUAUUUUGGGACCCUCCUCUGACAUGGCAGCCCUUUUCAAGCUGAUCCUUGGAUAAGAUCCUGGUUAUCAGCAUGAAGGGAAGAGCUGCCUGCGGUGCGCGGGAAGCGGCCGAGGCGCAGCAGGCGCGUCCCUGUGACCGAUACAAGCACGCCUGUGCUGUUUGCAGAGGCUUUGUUUAUCUCUACGGAGGGCACGGCAGCACCACGCUGAGAGACUUCUGGAGGUACCACACAGUGAAAAAUGAAUGGGAAAUGUUGGAUUGCUCAAGAGAUGGUCCAGAAGAACUGGAAGAACAUUCAAUGGUGGCUUAUAAGGGCAGCCUGUAUAUUUUUGGUGGGAUGGUGGAUUCUGCUUUCACACAAGCAAAAACUCCUCUCUGGAUAUAUGACACUGAUUCCGCAAGAUGGACAGAGAGCUGCAACGAACCAGCAGAGACGGAGAGCUCUGCACCAGCUAACAGAAAAGGACACAGUGCAGUCGUGUACCAUUCCAGUAUGUACAUCUAUGGGGGAUACUUUGGCAUCAAAGGCAUUUCUCAGGAGUUUUGGGAAUUCCAUUUUGGUACAAGGAAGUGGCUGUGUGUCUCCAGCUCCUGUCACAGCAGUGGUCCCGGAGCGCGGCACGGCCACUCGGCAGUGGUUUAUCACACAGCCAUGUACCUCUUUGGGGGGCUGAUGGGGCUCACUGAACAGAGGGACUUGUGGAGGUGGGAUUUUGGAAGUAGCAGCUGGUCCAGCAUCAGAACAAGCCAAGGACCUCCUCCAGUGGUAGGUCACGCUUCAAUAGUCUGCAAAGACUCUAUGCUGAUUUUUGGUGGAGGGAUUUCAAAUUCCAGCCCUAAUGAUGACCUCUGGAAGUAUCAUUUCCAUACGCAGACAUGGAAGAAGCUUAGUAGUACUACAAAGGGAAACUUUUCUCCUAAAAUGUAUCACUGCAUCUUAGGAAUUGGUACAGAUUUCCAAACUACCUCAGAUUUCACUGAUACAUUCCCCAGCCACUGCAAGAGUGAGCAGAAGGACCGUGCCCAGCUGGUGCCCAUCCCGAGGCACUCCGGCUUUUGCAGCUUCUUCCGCCCACAGCCCACAGAGCGGAGCAACGCCAUUGAAAUGAAAACCUUCAGCCUGCCCCUGGAGCCAGCAGAAUUCCCUGCCUUCCAGACCACUUCAGAGGCAGGACUAGGCCCAAAGAGAGACAGGAGCUGUUUGUCCAAGGACAAGUCUCUCCAUCUGUUGGCCUGUUCGGGAGAAGCUUUUGCUUCUGCUCAGGCUGUGGGUGAAGAGGAGAGACCUGACUGUGGGUGUGUGGCCACGGGGGGUGAGAUCAGCAGUACCAACACACUGCUGCUCAUUGGGGGCAAACCUUUGUCCAGCUUCUCCGAGAUCUCCUUCAGGGAAAUGGAGUUUGAUUGCUUGUGA